Alternaria alternata is the source of this 1026-nucleotide messenger RNA. Its product is annotated as ribosomal protein L11. Gene Ontology annotation, biological process: translation. The record is from RefSeq and is a predicted model, not a curated record. The coding region runs from base 199 to 732 and encodes 177 amino acids. Gene Ontology annotation, cellular component: mitochondrial large ribosomal subunit; ribosome. NCBI's taxonomy places the organism in Eukaryota, Fungi, Ascomycota, Dothideomycetes, Pleosporales, Pleosporaceae. The transcript has 2 exons. Gene Ontology annotation, molecular function: structural constituent of ribosome; large ribosomal subunit rRNA binding.
CGAAAAUGCAUUUUUACUGCGAAAUAGCAUCUUUGUUACUGCAAUAUACGUUCCUUGCCCUCCAGAUACGUUUGACGCGUCAAUUCGUUCACUCGAAUUUGCGCUGAAAACCCUGUGACCGACACCUCCGAGCCCUCUCCGCAAAUUCCCCAGCAUAGCGCACCCACCCCAUCACCAAACCAAACCCCCACUCACAACAUGGCGCGAAAAGCAAUAGCAAAAGACCAAAUCGUCAAACUGAUUGUAGGCGCAGGGCAAGCGUCGCCCUCGCCGCCUGUCGGUCCAGCGCUAGGAAGCAAAGGUGUAAAGAGCAUGGAUUUCUGCAAAGAAUUCAACGCCCGCACCGCCCACUACACAGUCGGCACCCCGAUUCCCGCACGCAUAACAGUCCGCCCAGACCGCUCCUUCCACUUCCAAUUGCGCACACCACCCACCGCAACCCUGCUCCUCUCCGCUGCCGGCGUCGCGCCCCAAAAGAACAAAAUCCGGGGUGCUGGUAACGUGCCCGGACCCAUGAACAACCACGAUGGGCAGAAGGGCAAGACAUCGACGAGUAGUCCCACUGUGGGGAACGCGGUCAAGGGCACCGUGGGCACAGUGUCUUUGAAGCAUGUCUAUGAGAUUGCGAAGAUCAAGCAUAGCGAGACUAGGCUGAGUGGGCUGAGUUUGGAGGGCGUGGCGAGGAGCGUUGUGGGUCAGGCGGGGAGUAUAGGAGUUGUUGUUGUGCCGUAGAAUGGGGGUGUAGGGUGCGGAUUAAUGAAUCCGAGGAUGUGCUGUGCCGUGGAGAAUACCUGCUAUCAUGAGAAGAAACAUUAUGAAAAAGGGCAAGAAGUGCAAGAACACACAGGAUAUCAUGAAGGAUUGCAUGCAAUGGGCGUUAUACGACGUGGCUUGGGGAUGCCGUGCGAUUGGAGUAUGUGCACACGUCUUGUGGAGGAAGAGCUUGUACAACUACUGUAUACCUGUUGAAGACUCAUGAUGCAUGAUCAGUUCUGACAUUACGUCAACUCGGAUGAUGUGACUUGC